GGACGGCGCUUCCCCAAUGAAGUGGUCACAUGACCUGGGGAAAAUGGCUGCGUUGACUGCGGAAAAUUUUGCAGCACUCCAGAGCCUGUUGAAGGCCUCUUCAAAAGACGUCGUCAGACAGCUAUGCCAAGAGAGCUUUUCCAGGUCAGCCCUCGGCUCGAAAACACUCUUGGACACCACGUGUUCCAGCUUGUCUGUGACCCAGGAGGAGGCGGAGCAGCUGCUCCAGGCUCUGCACCGCCUCACCAGGCUGGCGGUGUUCCGUGACCUGGGCUCCGCCGAGGCGGUUCUGGCUCUCUUCCCGGAAAACUUCCACCAGAACCUCAAAAACCUCCUGACGAGAAUCAUCCUGGAACACAUAUCCACAUGGAGGACUGAAGCCCAAGCAAGUCUGAUCUCGCUGCCGCGCCUGGUUGAUCUGGACUGGAGGGUGGACAUCAAAACCGCCUCCGACAGCAUCAGCCGCAUGGCUGUCCCCACCUGCCUGCUGCAGAUGAAGGUCCAGGAAGACCCCAGCCUGUGUGGGGACAAACCCUUCGUCUCAGCCGUCACAAUGGAGCUGAGUAAGGAAACGCUGGACACUAUGUUGGACGGGCUGGGCCGCAUUCGAGACCAGCUUUCUGCCAUGGCCAACAAAUGACCCCGGCCAGCUGCUGGCCCCAGCUGCUGUCUGCGGUGGAGCACCUCGAGACGCUGGGUGGGCGGCCCAGGCUGUGGUGGCCGCAGCUACGGGACCUUGGGGGUGCAGGGGGGCUGCCGUCCAGAAGGCGCGCCUGCACCCAGAAGCAGCAGCCACGCCCCCACGCCGUUCUCACGCACCUUCUCCGUCCUCUUUCUGACGCCGGUGCGCAGGAGCCUCCGUCUGUGGAACGCUCCUGCUCUGCGUGCAGUGAUGACCGUGGUGGCAGGUGAGGGAGCCUCUGCUGCGACUGCCGCCUCAGCACGUCUGCUGAGAGAGCUGGUCUGAUCAGUUCCUUUCCAGCAUUACUCGGAGAAGUUCGUUCCCAGCCCUGGAGCUCGUGGGGGGAGCAGGUGGGCGGCGCCAGCGGCUCGUGCUUCUCUGUCUGAGAAACCGGGCAGACCCCACGGAGCAGCGUCACCGCAGUGGGCCCCCCGCCCUGAGUCCAGAGCCUUCCCAGCUCCCUCGGCCCUGCUGGACCUGUCAGCACAGGAAGUCUGCAGGGGGGGCCACUGAUCAAUGUAGCCACGCCUGGGUGAAGACGUGGGAGGGACUGGGAAUAAACAGCAGUUCUGAAAACGUC
Messenger RNA from Phyllostomus discolor (pale spear-nosed bat), 1262 nucleotides. It is a transcript of the gene COMMD9, whose product is annotated as COMM domain containing 9. The record is from RefSeq and is a predicted model, not a curated record. NCBI's taxonomy places the organism in Eukaryota, Metazoa, Chordata, Mammalia, Chiroptera, Phyllostomidae. Bases 17 to 640 code for a protein of 207 amino acids. The transcript is spliced from 6 exons.